This is a messenger RNA of Pecten maximus, 1435 nucleotides long. Its product is annotated as probable S-adenosylmethionine-dependent methyltransferase At5g38780. Gene Ontology annotation, biological process: methylation. Bases 184 to 1032 code for a protein of 282 amino acids. The transcript has 9 exons. Lineage: Eukaryota; Metazoa; Mollusca; Bivalvia; Pectinida; Pectinidae. Gene Ontology annotation, molecular function: S-adenosylmethionine-dependent methyltransferase activity. The record is from RefSeq and is a predicted model, not a curated record.
CAUAUACUAACUCAUUCAUUUCAUUGACGAUACUAUCAGAUGUAUCGCAAAGUGAUGUGCCCACGCAUUUCACGUUUUACAUCUGGUUCAAAGUCCUGAAACAGGUCACUGACUUUUACUUUUGAUGUCAAGUCAAAGAGACAGAAAAACUGAACUACCUGAAAAGAUCACGACACAAGGACUAUGGCGAGAUACUUCCCAACCAUGAAGAUAAAAAACAUUUCAAAUGGAGAAGUGGACGACAUGUACAAUGUUCAUGGCCAUGCCCUUAAUCUCUGUAGGACGCCAAUAUUGACUUGUCUAAGAAGAAUAAUUGAUUUAAAAUCAACGUACAAAGAGGGGGAUCCAGUGCAGAUUGCAGAUUUCGGAACAGCAGACGGCCGGGCGUCUCUAACUCUCUUCAAUGAAAUGAUAGAUAUAAUACAAGCAGACCUUGGUAAAGACCAACCCAUUGUAGUGUAUCAUAAUGACCAACCAAGAAACGACUUCAAUAUCCUGAGUAGUGUUAUUCAAGGUGACGAAAACAGUUCCGGACUAGCGAUUUCCAGGAAUGUAUAUCCCGUUAUGUUAGCCAGGACUAUGUAUGAGCAGUGUCUCCCUAACGACACCCUGGACCUGUCCAUCUCCUCUAUAGCUGGGCAUUAUCUGUCUAAACAUGUCUGCCAAAUCAAGAACGGUGUGUUCAUGGGCGAGGCAGACGAAAGUGAACAAACUUUGAUGAGGGAACAAGGAAAGAGUGACUGGCGAGAUUUUGUGAUGUCAAGAGGAAGAGAACUAAAACCUGGUGGUUUUCUGAUAACUAUCAACGUGACAUCAGAUGAAGAAAAUAAUGUUGUGUCUCAGUUAGACAAAGGCAUGCAUCACUUAGGGAGUUUCGUGACCGAUAUGACAAGAGAGAGGGUCAUUACACAGGCGGAAUACCUUGCAAUCAACUUCAAUGGUCAUUACUUGAGAAAACCGGCUGAUUUUAAGGAGCCGUUCACCAGUGAGGUACUGAAGUACGAAAGCUUGGACUGGAAUUGGUGUCUGUAAAAUCAAUGAAACACUACUUGUGUCACCCGUCGUUUGGUAAAGUAAACAAAGAUACAACGGAAAGAAUAGAGUACAGCCGCCAAAUAGUAGCGUCAGUCAGAUCAUGGAUGGAUCACGUGAUACGAGGAGGACUGUCGGAUACCCGAACGGAAGACGAGAAACAGUCCAUCUUUGAUAAUUACUUGGAUAGAAUAAAGACCUAUUCAUAUUCUCAUUCUGACCACAAACCAUAUUUGAUACUAACAGAGGUUGUUAUCAUGAAAAAAAUCCUGGUCUGAACUUUACGUAAAAGAGCUAUGGUGUCAUCAUUCUCCGUUAGCGGAUUACAUUUCUGUUGGAGAAAGAUUUCAAGAUUCACAUUUAAAUGAAGAACUCAGGUGAAUAAAGAAUGCUCAUUUGUGUA